Molecule: messenger RNA, 1989 nt
Organism: Penicillium salamii
Lineage: Eukaryota; Fungi; Ascomycota; Eurotiomycetes; Eurotiales; Aspergillaceae
Source: the annotation of a GenBank genome assembly
AUGUUCCGAUCAGUGCGACGCCUCCCUCGACGCGUUCCUGUUGCGGCCAUCUCUCCCCGGACAUUGCGGCCAUUCACAUGCGGUUAUCCUCGGAUGACGCCCGUUCACCCCCCGGUGUCCACAACCUUGCCUUCGGACGCCUACCAGCUGCUAUCCACACAAGAAAAGGCCGGUGAAGCUGAAGAUGCAUUGUACGACCAACAAAUUAAAGAUGUGGAAUCGUGGUGGGCUUCCCCUCGCUACGAAGGCAUCAAGCGCCCGUACACCGCCGCAGACGUCGUCAGCAAGCGCGGCUCCCUCCAACAAACAUACCCCAGCUCAUUGAUGGCGCGGAAGCUUUUCAAUCUCCUCAAUGAACGCGCCGCUGCUGGUCAGCCAGUUCACACAAUGGGAGCUAUCGACCCCGUACAGAUGACGCAACAAGCUGCAAACCAGGAGAUUCUCUAUGUAUCUGGCUGGGCAUGCUCUUCGCUUUUGACCAGCACCAAUGAGGUUUCUCCUGACUUUGGCGACUAUCCAUACAAUACCGUUCCGAAUCAGGUCCAGCGCUUGUUCAAGGCUCAAUCGAUGCAUGACCGGAAGCAGUGGGACAACCGGCGGAAGUUGACUCCUGAUCAGCGGAAGGCGACACCUUACAUCGAUUAUAUGCGACCCAUCGUCGCGGAUGGCGAUACGGGGCACGGAGGCUUAUCGGCAGUCUUGAAGCUGGCCAAGUUGUUUGCGGAGAACGGUGCCGCGGCUGUGCACUUCGAGGAUCAAUUGCACGGUGGAAAGAAGUGCGGCCAUCUUGCUGGCAAGGUGCUCGUUCCAAUGGGGGAGCACAUUAACCGACUAGUGGCUGCCCGAUUCCAGUGGGAUAUGAUGGGUUGUGAGAAUUUGGUGAUUGCACGCACAGACUCAGAGAGCGGUCGACUUAUUAGUAGCGCCAUUGACGUGCGGGAUCACGAAUUCAUCCUCGGUAUCACGGAGGAGGUGGAGCCUCUGGCGGAGACUCUUCAAGCGAUGGAGCGCGAAGGCGCCUCGCCAUCCGAGAUUGACGCGUUUGAGCUGGACUGGGUCAAGAAGCAUAAGCUUGUCACUCUUGACGAAGCUGUCGAUGCCCAUCUCGAGUACGAGGGAGCACCACAAUCAUCCCGUGAUGGUUACAAGGCGUACGUGAAGAGUAACCCCGACCUUUCAUUCUCUCGUCGUCGUGCGCUCGCAAAUGACUACGCCAAGACCCCUGUUGUCUGGUCAUGCGAUAGCCCACGCACUCGAGAGGGAUUCUACCACUACCGCGCCGGUUUCCCCGCCGCCACUAAGCGCGCCAAGGAGUUCGCUCCUUACGCAGAUCUCCUCUGGGUUGAAACUGGUGACCCAGAUGUGCAGAAGGCGGGCAGUCUUGCCGGUGAAGUCCGCGAGGCAUUCCCUGGCAAGAAGCUUGUCUACAACCUCAGCCCUUCGUUCAACUGGAUGGGACAAGGAUUCAACGAGGCUUCGUUGAAAUCUUUCAUUUGGGAUAUCGCUAAGCAAGGAUUCGUCUUGCAACUCAUUUCCCUGGCAGGUUUGCACACAAAUGCCACUAUUACUACCGAGCUAUCUCGUGCGUUCAAGGACGAAGGAAUGUUGGCUUACGUCCGUCUGGUCCAGUCGCGCGAGAAGGACCUUGGUGUCGACGUUCUCACCCACCAGAAGUGGAGUGGCGCUCCUUACAUGGAUGGUAUCAUGGGUGCCAUUCAAAGCGGCAGCAGCAGCAGCAAGAGUAUGGGUGAAGGCAACACAGAAAAGGUCAUCGACCGCUCUGUACAGUACUACCAAAACCUUCGAGUUUUCAUACGCAAUAGUUUCCAAUACAAUAAAUGUCAAAGGACAAGAUUUUACAGACACACUCUUUUUUUUCACAACCCAGGAUUCGAAUCAAACCUACAACAGCUAGGAACUUCACAUGCAUGGAUGAUGUUGAUUCUUGGUAAUCUUGUUGCAGAAGAGCCGAUAUCGCCUUCAACCUGA